Messenger RNA from Notodromas monacha, 1053 nucleotides. The record is from the annotation of a GenBank genome assembly. NCBI's taxonomy places the organism in Eukaryota, Metazoa, Arthropoda, Ostracoda, Podocopida, Cyprididae.
AUGGCGGAACCUGCUACAAUGGGAAGAAAACUGAGCGAACUGCGCGUUAUCGAUUUGCGAAGUGAGCUGGAAAAGAGGAAUCUGGAUAAGACUGGAGUGAAAGCGGUGCUGGCUGAUCGCUUGCAAGACAGCGAUACGGAUAGAUCAGAGUCGCAGAACGGAUCUGGUGACAGAACAGCUGAAAAAAUGGAAAGCAAUCGGUCUGACGAGGAGGGACUUGAUGUGUCUCUGGAGGACACGGAUUCGCUGUUCAAGGAGGCUGAGGAGGGCGACAUGUUCGAAAGCGACAAAAAGUGGCCAAUACCGAUGCAAAGUCUGCGAGAAAUGCCGGAGUGGCUCCUGACAAAGCAUAUCCUCACGGAAAGAGGAAGCCUACAGUACUUAUUUGGGUCUGAAGAGAUGGUUAUCACAAGAGGAAGGAGUGGUGGAAACGGAAAUGGAAACGCAUUUGAUCGACACGCCUCGUGGGAGAACAGACAAAUCGUCUUGGUAUCUAAUGGAUCUAAUCGAUGCUGUUUCAAGAGACGUCGAAUCGAGGAUGACGGUAUCGUCGAAAACGCCACAAGCAGGCGUGAGGAGGAAAUGGAUGAGGAGCGCGAGGACAAUGACCAGCAACAGCGGCGUGCGCGUGGCAACGGGAUCGCCGCCGACGCCGCUGGCGCCUCGCCGCCGCGUCCUGAAAACGUACCCGUCUUGGCGCCGUUUACUUCCAAGGACACGCUGGACAUGCACGACGCGGCGGUUCGUAGCCGCGUGCCGGAAGCGCCUUCCGACGACGUGUCCAUGAUUGUCAACAUCGACGAGCAGAGCGUGCGCGAGGACGAGUCUGCCCCGCCGACCCCGAUGCGGCCCAGCAACACCAACACUUCCGAGUCCGUCGAGGAAACCGGCGAAAAAACUUCAUCUUCUGCUUCUGCGGUGCUCAGGCCUCCGAAAAGCACGAUGGGAAUGGUAUUUGGCGGAAGCGGACUGGGCGGAUGGAUGGGCGCCCCGAGGGCCGGUUCCGACACUUCAUUGCGGCUGGAAUUAGGCGCCACUUCUCGCCGAACCUGA